Messenger RNA from Diprion similis, 3743 nucleotides. RefSeq names its product monocarboxylate transporter 3. The record is from RefSeq and is a predicted model, not a curated record. Gene Ontology annotation, molecular function: monocarboxylic acid transmembrane transporter activity. The transcript is spliced from 11 exons. NCBI's taxonomy places the organism in Eukaryota, Metazoa, Arthropoda, Insecta, Hymenoptera, Diprionidae. Gene Ontology annotation, biological process: monocarboxylic acid transport; transmembrane transport. The coding region runs from base 720 to 3164 and encodes 814 amino acids.
AACUGGUCGAACAGUAGCAGUCGACUGGCACCAUUUGGAACAAUAACAAGGGCGAUAAGAGUGGUGCGUCAAGCGGUUAUAAAUUCGAUUCUAAAAAAAGGAACCCAACGCCCGUCAGCUCAAGUGAUCAGAUUGCGUAUCGUUUGAGAACUUUCAAUUUACCGCAGCCUACCAUUAUUCCGAAACUAUUUUGAAAUAUAUUCGCAGAGCGUGUCCAGGAAUUCUUAGAAUAUGUAGGACGUAAUGUCGGUUAAUGGAACGUGGGAACGGUGUAAUAUGAUCUGUAUGCAAUGAAAGAAAAGGGGUCCCCGGACGAAAUAUACCUAUAAUUUUCGCGUUCUAAUUUUAAGUUGUAGAACCUUGCUGCCAAAUAUCUGCAUAAGUAUAGUAGUCCUAUGUUCGAGGAGUGACGAGUGACUCGUCAUGGUUCUCACCACAAAGGGGAAAUACACAGUGUUGCGUUUUAUUCUUAUCAGCUGAGCGCGGAAGGUAUAAAUCGCGAGUGGAGUGAUGUGUUUCUCAUAGAAUCAAACUUAUAUGCGAGGAUGCUGAUCGUGAGUGUAAUCUUAUAACAGUGUUCGAUUUGUGAACGAGAAAUUCACUUGGCGAACACGAGCGAAUACGUACGCGGUGAAUAACGCGGCAAAAUAAGAAAAUAUUGUCGGGAUAGCGAAAUAACUGCAUGACAUUUGAAAAUAGAUCAACGUCGACAAGUGACAAUGUCGCGAGUUUCCUUAAAUAAAACCCAGUUCGGCCAAUAUGGUUCUCGUCGCGUACGAAAAAUAAGCACGACGGAGAGUGAAUAUUCGGUCGAGGAACAAUCUCGAUUGACAGGAGCAGAUGGAGGAGUCGACGAAGUUUCCCCUGAAGACGAGGGCUCCUUGUGCGAAUAUCACGACAUCCCACCCCCGCCGGACGGCGGCUAUGGGUGGGUUGUUGUAUUCGCCUCGUUUAUGUGCAACAUGAUCGUGGAUGGCAUUGCUUACACCUUUGGAGUAUUUUUGAAUGAAUUUGUCAACUAUUACGAAGAAGGCAAAGGCAGGACGGCAUGGGUAGGGUCUUUACUCUCUGGCAUAUACCUCAGCGCAGGUCCAGUCGUCAGUGCCUUAACGAACAAGUACGGCUGCAGAGCUGUAUGCAUGGCUGGAAGCCUUUUUGGAGCGACUGCAUUUGCUCUAUCGACACUUUCAUCCUCUGUUAAUAUGUUGAUGCUAACGUAUGGAGUAUUGGGAGGUAUCGGCUUUGGUCUAAUCUACCUACCGGCAGUCGUGUGCGUUGGUUAUUACUUUGAAACUAAAAGAUCGUUGGCGACAGGGAUCGCAGUUUGUGGUUCGGGAGUAGGUACCAUUGCUUUUGCCCCUUUAGCAACGAUGUUAAUUAAUGCUUACGGUUGGAAAGGAGCCAAUCUGAUUUUAGCCGCCCUCAUCUUAAAUUGUGCGGUUUUUGGCGCAAUGAUGAGACCUCUGGAAUACCCAAAAGUAUCGUCUGUUAAGCCGUUGCUGCAGCGAAUGGCAGAAGAGAAACGGUUUCAGAUGGAGCGUGGCAGUAUAGGAGGAUCCUAUUUCAUGGUACAGUUACCAGAUGGAUCGAUGGAGAAAAGGAUGAAAAUGCCCAUUAACAUUGACCCAGGAGUACACUCCAGCUUCAAUCUAGAUCAGCUAGUACCAGGUACUCCAUUAACUCCCGUACCAACUGUGCCAACUUUGCCUACCAUUUCGGAGGUAAAGGUACAGGAGCAAUCGUCGUCAGGGGGGACAUCCGCAAGCGGAAGCGUAGAUUUGAAAAAUGCUAUAAACAAGAGCAAGAGCCGCAAAGCAAUUGAGGAAGGAAAAGAAUCCAAAGAUGUUCAAACCCAGGAAAAACCGGAGAAUAUUGAGUUCAACAAGGCAAAUAUUCCACGCAAUGCCUCCCAGCCAGCAUUCACCACUCAUGUACAAGGUCUACCAAAAAACGGUUCGGUCCCAUUCUUUGACAGAAUUCGGAAAACCAGUACUGGCGAGAGGUACAAGCCAAGCCUCAGCGCCAUCAAGAAUUCCCGUACUACGCUCAACUCUAAUGGCGAUAUAAGACGGAGUCUCCACUUGAGAUUAUCCGCCAGCAGCAUGCUUGGAUCACGUAACAAUAAUGCCGAAUGCGAUGAUGGCGAAAGCAUCACGUUUACCACGAGCAAAUCCAGCAUACCUAAGGAAAAGCCAAUGAUGAUUCGACCAUUGUCGAGAAGGGAUAUAUUCUACAGUGGUAGUGUCCUCAAUUUGGCUGAGUGUCAGAGCCAAAAAUCUCUUGCAAAUUACCGGCAAAGUAUCAUUUCAUUGCCAAAAUCCGUACGUGGAGACACCCGUGAUGGCGACCCGGAGAAGGGACCACAGCAGCCACUUUGCCCCUGCCUAGUUCUGCCUGAGUCUUUUACCGAAGCUCUUGCUACAAUGAUGGACAUGUCUCUACUCAAGAAUCCGGUAUUUCUCUUGAUCGGUAUUAGCAAUGUAUUCGGCAUGGCUGGACUUUACGUGCCGUUCGUUUAUCUGGUGGAUGCUGCCAAGUCACAUGGAGUCGAUGCAAGUUUAGCACCGUUGCUGUUGUCAAUUAUUGGAAUCACGAAUACAGUGGGACGUGUGGCGUGUGGCUAUAUAGCAGACUUUCCGCAAGUUGAUUCAUUGCUAAUGAAUAACAUUUGCUUGGUUGUUUCGAGUAUUGCGGUUGGAGCCACACCUUUUUGUAGCUCAUUUGCUGCUUACAUAGUGAUGAGUAUCUUUUUCGGACUUGCUAUAUCUGGAUACAUUUCGCUGACCUCAAUUAUUCUGGUGGAUCUACUCGGCUUGGACAAACUUACAAACGCGUUCGGCCUUCUAAUCCUAUUCAGAGGUGCCGCUGCUAUCGUUGGAUCUCCGCUUGCUGGUGCCAUAUACGAUGCGACGAAAAGCUAUGAUAUUUCAUUCUACAUGGCAGGAUUCUUCUUUUUCAUUAGUGCAGCAACCAGCUUCAUGGCACCAGCUAUGAAGAGAUGUACUACGCCUCAGGCCCAACCCGUCGUCAUGGAUACGUUAACGCCUAUUGACGAAGAUAUUGAAGAGGAAAAUGAAGAUGAUAUCCCAGAGAUCGUUGAGACGGCUGCGUCACCUCAAGAACCGCAAGAAAAGGAAAUCAAACAGAUUGAAUCUGUUUUAUAAUAAUUGCCGAAAGCCUUCAAGUGCUUUAUUCCUUCGACGAGCGUCCCAGUUUGAUAGUCAAUGCAAGGCGGAUAAACUGUUAAAGAAAUUUCGCAAUGAAUUUGGAACUCGAUUUUUAUAGUCACUUAAACAUUGAACAAGCAGAACGAUGUGCUUAAUUGGACUUGCAAGCUGAAAGAAGUGUACGUUAACGUACCUGAUGUGAAGAAUGUUGCAAAUGUUACGGAGAUUGCGUUCAGUUUACAACCUUCUAUUAAUUCAUAUGUCAGCAAACGGGUACACACUUGUGGAGCUUGUACGGCAAUUAUUAUUUAUUUUAUACUGUGAUCGAGAUAAUCGAGAAAUAUAUAAAAUAUUAACUUAGAAAAAUUUUUUGUGAGACACAGGUUGAACGAGGGAAGAUUAAAUGGGUGAGUGAGAGAGUGAGCGUGCGAAACGACAAAAAAAAGAGAGAGCAAGUCGCGGUGAGGGCGAGGUAGACCGAAACAGAUAAAUUUUUACGCUCGAGUGUAUCCAGUUUUCUUGAUAGUAUGAAUCUCAAAAUGAUGAAGAGAAGGAGGUAGAAGGUUUGCGAAGGAG